GGUCCAGAGGGAGAGACAGAUCCAGGUCCAGGUCCAGGAGACGAGACGGAUCCAGGUCCAGGAGACGGGAGCGAUCUAGAUCCAGAGAGCGGGACUGGAACCCCGACCGCUUCGACAGAAGACGCCACGCUCGAGACUACGAUGAGCGGUGGGGAGGACCGGCGGGAGGACCGCUGGGACGGCCCGGAGGACCGGUCGGACCGGUUUGAGGACCGACCGGACCGGCGGGGCCCCCGGGCCGAGGACCAGCGGCGGCGGGGCCGCUCAUCCUCCCCCCCCGCCAGCCGGGAGCCGGCAGACGAGCCGGCGGUCAAGAAGAAGAAGGAGGAGCUGGACCCCAUCCUGACCCGCACGGGCGGCGCCUAUCCCCCCGCCAAGCUGCGGAUGAUGCAGCAGCAGAUCACCGACAAGAGCAGCCUGGCCUAUCAGAGGAUGAGCUGGGAGGCUCUGAAGAAAUCCAUCAACGGGUUGAUCAACAAGGUCAACGUGUCCAACAUCGUGAUGAUCAUCCAGGAGCUGCUGCAGGAGAACAUCGUGAGGGGGAGGGGUCUGCUGGCCCGCUCCGUCCUGCAGGCUCAGGGAGCGUCUCCGAUCUUCACCCACGUCUACGCCGCCGUCGUCGCCAUCAUCAACUCCAAGUUCCCUCAGAUCGGAGAGUUGAUCCUCAAACGCCUGAUUCUGAGUUUCAGGAGAAGCUACCGCCGCAACCUCAAGCUGCAGUGCCUCACCGCCUCCAAGUUCGUGGCUCAUCUCAUCAACCAGAACGUGGCCCACGAGGUGUUGUGUCUGGAGAUGCUGACUCUGCUGCUGGAACGUCCCACCGACGACAGCGUGGAGGUUUCCAUCUCCUUCCUGAAGGAGUGUGGCCUGAAGCUGAUGGAGGUGUCGCCCCGGGGGAUCAACGCGAUCUUUGAGCGCCUGAGGAACGUGCUGCACGAGUCGUCCAUCGAUAAGAGGGUGCAGUACAUGAUCGAGGUGAUGUUCGCCAUCCGUAAGGACGGGUUCAAGGACCACCCGGUGAUCCCUGAGGGGCUGGACCUGGUGGACGAGGAGGACCAGUUCACCCACAUGCUGCCGCUGGACGACGAGUACAACACGGAGGACGUGAUCAAUGUGUUCAAGUUGGACCCGGACUUCCUGGAGAAUGAGGAGAAGUACAAGACCAUCAAGAGAGACAUCCUGGACGAAGGCAGCAGUGAUUCUGGGGAGGACGGAGACGGCAGUGACGAGGACGGAGACGAGGACGAGGGGAACGAGGACGAGGAGGAAGGUGAGAAGGUCACGAUCUUCGACAAGACCGAGGUCAACCUGGUGGCCUUCAGGAGAACCAUCUACCUGGCCAUCCAGUCCAGCUUGGACUUUGAGGAAUGCGCUCACAAGCUGAUCAAGAUGGAUUUCCCCGACAGCCAGACGAAGGAACUGUGUAACAUGAUCCUGGACUGCUGUGCCCAACAGAGAACCUACGAGAAGUUCUUUGGUCUCCUGGCCGGGAGGUUCUGUCUGCUGAAGAAGGAGUACAUGGAGAGUUUUGAGUGGAUCUUCUCGGAGCAGUACGACACCAUCCACCGUCUGGAGACCAACAAGCUGAGGAACGUGGCCCGACUGUUCGCCCACCUGCUGUACACGGACUCAGUCCCCUGGAGUGUGCUGGAGUGCGUCCGGAUGAGCGAGGAAACCACCACCUCCUCCAGCAGGAUCUUUGUGAAGAUUCUCUUCCAGGAACUUUGUGCUUAUAUGGGACUACCGAGACUCAACCAGCGGCUGAAGGACCCGACUCUGCAGUCGUUCUUUGAAGGUCUCUUUCCUCGUGAUAAUCCCAGAAACACUCGCUUCGCCAUCAACUUCUUCACCUCCAUCGGGCUGGGAGGACUGACGGAUGAGCUGAGGGAACACCUGAAAAACGCUCCCAAGAUGAUCAUGACCCAGAACCAGGAAGUGGAGUCUUCAGACUCUUCCUCCUCCUCAGACUCUUCCUCCUCAGACUCCUCCUCUUCAGACUCCUCCAGCCAAUCAGACUCCUCCGACUCCUCCUCCAGCAGCAGCUCAGACUCUGACGGAAAACACGCAAAGAAGAAGAAGAAGAGGAAAGGAAGAAAGGAGGAGGAGAAAAAGAAGAAGACAGAGAAGGACAAGAAGCAGAAACCUGACAGGAGACGGAACGAACGAAAGGAAGAUGAAGAAGAAGAGGAAGAGGACGGGGGGAUGAGAGCGAAGAGGAAGGAGAGGAAGGAAAAGAAGGAGAGGAAGGAGAGAGGAGGCGGGGAUUUAGAGGAGAGGAGGAAACGGAAGGAGAGAUCAGAGGAGGAGGAGGAGGAGGAGAGGAGACACAUCAUGGACCAACGGAGAGAUGGAGGGAGGGAGAGAGAGAGAGAGAGGGAGCCAGAGAGAGAGAAUGAGCGAGUGAGAGAAAGGGAGAGAGAGCCGGAGAGGGAACGAGUGAGGGAGAGGGAGAGGGAGAGAGAGAGGGAGCCAGAGAGAGAGAAGGGGCGAGCGAGGGAGAGGGAGCCGGAGAGAGAGAAUGAGCGAGUGAGGGAGAGGGAGAGAGAGCCAGAGAGGGAACGAGUGAGGGAGAGGGAGAGGGAGAGAGAGAGGGAGCCAGAGAGAGAGAAGGGGCGAGCGAGGGAGAGGGAGCCGGAGAGAGAGAAUGAGCGAGUGAGGGAGAGGGAGAGAGAGAGGGAGCCGGAGAGAGAGAAUGAGCGAGUGAGGGAGAGAGAGAGGGAGCCGGAGAGAGAGAAGGGACGAGCGAGGGAGAGAGAGAGAGAGCCCGAGAGAGAGAAGGGGCGAGAGAGGGAGAGGGAGAAUGGCGAGAGGAGAGAGAGGAAUAAAGAAAACAGAGACCGGAACAGAGAGGAGCGGAGGAGGAGAUGAACCUCAUCCCUCCAUCCUGCAGCUGAUACGUCUCUCUUUCUCUCUCUCUUUCUCUCGUUCUUUAGGGAUCCCUUUUCUUUUUUUCUUUGAAGAAAAUUGUUUUUAGAUGUUUUGUUUCAGUCAACUUAUAAAACUGUUUUUUAUGGCGUCAAGAUUUGUGUUUUUCUGGGGAAAAGUUGUGAGAACAAAAACUGUUAACAGUUAAAGAUUAAAACAUGUCGGCAUUUUACAAGAUUUCUGUAUUUUUCUUUAUUGCACUCUGAAUAUUAAACUUUGUUAAAGUCCUAAAGUCCCGUUUUUUUGUCUGUAUCGUUUCUGUCCUGUUGGGGUUAAUUGUUUUAC
This is a messenger RNA of Cololabis saira (Pacific saury), 3210 nucleotides long. It is a transcript of the gene cwc22, whose product is annotated as CWC22 spliceosome associated protein homolog. Gene Ontology annotation, biological process: mRNA splicing, via spliceosome. Lineage: Eukaryota; Metazoa; Chordata; Actinopteri; Beloniformes; Belonidae. The record is from RefSeq and is a predicted model, not a curated record. Gene Ontology annotation, cellular component: catalytic step 2 spliceosome. Gene Ontology annotation, molecular function: protein binding; RNA binding.